Messenger RNA from Drosophila bipectinata, 2814 nucleotides. It is a transcript of the gene Ktl, whose product is annotated as BTB/POZ domain-containing protein Ktl. Lineage: Eukaryota; Metazoa; Arthropoda; Insecta; Diptera; Drosophilidae. Gene Ontology annotation, molecular function: protein binding. Gene Ontology annotation, biological process: protein homooligomerization. The record is from RefSeq and is a predicted model, not a curated record.
AACCCAGGAACAGUUCCAUUCGAGACGUGAGCGAGUUCGGACGUAUUUGGCGGACACUAGGCAGACACCAAGCAGUUAUCCUGUAAACAAACUCUGUUAGAUAAAGGACUCACCUGCACAGUUCGCGAGUGUUGUGUGUGCCAACCAUAUGUGUGUUGCUGUGAUUUAACUGGAUUAAACAGAGAUCGAUCAGGACUCAGGAUGCCAGAAAUAGUCGAACUGAAUGUCGGCGGCGUGAGCUACACGACCACGCUGGAAACUCUGCUGCAGGAUAAGAGCAGUCUGCUGCACGAGAUUUUCUCCGAGCGGGAUGCCCUGGCCAAGGACAGCAAGGGCAGGUACUUCCUGGACCGCGACGGGGUCCUCUUCCGCUAUAUUCUGGACUUCCUGCGCGACAAGGCGCUCCACCUGCCUGAGGGAUUCCGCGAGCGGCAGCGACUGCAGCGCGAGGCGGAGCAUUUCAAGCUCCAGGCCAUGCUGGAGUGCAUCCGAGGCGAGCGGGAUGCUCGUCCACCAGGCUGCAUAACGAUCGGCUACCGCGGCAGCUUCCAGUUCGGCAAGGACGGGCUGGCCGACGUCAAGUUCCGGAAGCUGUCGCGCAUCCUGGUCUGCGGCCGGGUGGCCCAGUGCCGUGAGGUGUUUGGCGACACCCUGAACGAGUCCCGGGAUCCGGAUCACGGCGGUCCGGACCGAUACACGUCGCGGUUCUUCCUGAAGCACUGCUUCAUUGAGCAGGCCUUCGACAACCUGCACGACCACGGCUACCGCAUGGCCGGAAGCUGCGGAUCGGGAACCGCAGGGUCCGCGGCGGAGCCCAAGCCGGGCGUGGACACCGAGGAGAAUCGCUGGAACCACUACAACGAGUUCGUCUUCAUCCGAGACUAAGGAGGAGCUCCCACUCGACCACCACCCCACCCGAUCCAGCUCUCUAUCCUUCUGUUGCGUUCAAAGGGGAUCUGCAGGGAUCCCACCGAAAUCAGAAUUUAAUGGUUUGAGUUUUAACCCACCUCUCUCGAUUUACGAAUGGGAACAUUUCAAGUGUACAACUAACUAACAAUCCACAAGUGUAGCCAAUUGUUGACAUAGAUGCAUUACAUAUAUACAACUUAAGGGGGAGUAAGGAUGAGCUAAUUUGAGUUUUAUUCCUUCGAUUGCCACGAUAAUUAAAUCGUUAAGUUACGAGUUACGAACUAUUAAGUCCAGAGGGGCCAUCAAAUCGAAUAUUCUGGCCAGAUGUGCAUCAGAGUCUUUGAUGAAUUGGGAUGUUUUGACCAAGAUGGCCAAGAAGGAGGAAAAUCGAACAACAAAGCCGGGAGAUAACUAAAACAAAGCAAACAUUUUAUUGGCCCAAAAGUUUUCUUUAAUGCAGUCCAGAAUAAACACGACGCGAUGGAAACAGAAAACAGAAACCAGAACAGAUUAAAUGAAAUAAAUUGAAACGAAACAAUUAGAAAGAACUACGCCACUGGAUAGAAGGAUUUGUGGCCAAUCAAUCACACUAUGUAAUUGUAAAAUCUGAACACUGAACAAUUUGAACAAUACGGGUUACUCUUUGAAACUAACGAAAUAUUGUAGCAGCAGAUACCACAAGCAGGCAGCCAACUCUAGCUCCAGUACGGCCUAUCUAACGUUUUAUUAGUCUAAUAAAAGUCGAAACUUGCAAGAAAAAUAAAAAUUUACAUAUAAUAGCAUAGGAUAAUAUGUGUUGACCUAGACGGAAAAAAAACAGUCUGCAAACCAUAAAACUCGACACCAAAAUCAAUAUUAGAAAUACAUUUCAGCCACACAACGGCUGUCAUAAGAUAUGUCCUUUGGCAGCAAGAGGGUCCUCUUGAAGCGCUUCCGAUUUGGCUGGAUUAUUAUUGUAAGCUUGAAUCUGGCCAUAGGAACUGACAUUGAUUCUGACUAUUGACUAUGAUAGAACGUUUUAGAAAUCAGAACUAGCAACACUCAUAGAGAAGCACAUCAUUUAAUGCAACAUCUAUUCGAUUUUGAUUUAUUAGUAAAUCGUAACGAAAAAUGCCAAAUUUCACACGGACUUCCAAAUCAUGAUGGGAUACAACACGUACGAAACAAAAUUUGCUGAACUUUACAAGACCCAGUCAGUUGUUAUUGAUUUUAUUCGCAUUGGGAGCGGACUCAUAGCAAUGUUUUUCGCUGACAUAUCUAGCAUAGCAUUUUCAACAUUUCCGCAGGUUUGUUGUUUGUUUGUCGAACACAUAAACAUUUAUUAAUCGAAGCGAUGGACGAUUUGGCGAAAAACUCAAAUGGAAAUGAAAUGAAAAUGCCGAUGCGCCACAUUGAAGAAUAUUAAAUAUUGUAUAAACUAUAAAUUCCUUGAGUUGUGGGUGACGAAGCAUGUUGAGGCGUUGCAUGUGCAAUCGUUAACGAUAAAGUGGUAAUAAUAUGCAUGAGAAACAAAUGAAAACUAUUAAGCUCCAUUAUAUACUGAGGCCGUGGACUCUCUUUGUGGGUUUGCGGCUCCUACACAGAUAAUAUAAAUCGAUAUAUACAUAUAUCUAUAUAUACAUACCUAAUUAUAUAUAUUAAAACAAUUGUCGAUAUUGAAAGUAUCUUAUAAAUGUUUAGUCUUACAUGUAAUUGAAUCCAAAGUUGGAGCGGAGGAGGACGGAGGACGGAAAUGUAUUGUAUCAUUAAUUAAAUUAAACUGAAAACUAAUUUAAAUUAACAAAAAAACGAAAAAUGUAUUUAGAGAAGCGCAAAGUAAAAUUGCUAAAAUAGCCUAUCAUAUGUAUGUAAAGAGGUAUAACUUUCGAGAUGCGAAAACCAACAAUAAAUUAAAGAAACCAAAAA